Limanda limanda (common dab) is the source of this 3162-nucleotide messenger RNA. RefSeq names its product protocadherin 10a (gene pcdh10a). The transcript is spliced from 4 exons. The record is from RefSeq and is a predicted model, not a curated record. NCBI's taxonomy places the organism in Eukaryota, Metazoa, Chordata, Actinopteri, Pleuronectiformes, Pleuronectidae. Gene Ontology annotation, molecular function: calcium ion binding. Gene Ontology annotation, cellular component: plasma membrane. Bases 1 to 3162 code for a protein of 1053 amino acids. Gene Ontology annotation, biological process: homophilic cell-cell adhesion.
AUGAUUUGGUUAAUAUUCCUGCUCUCCGUCCUGGAUGGAGCCGUCUCUCAGCUGCGUUACACCGUGCCAGAGGAGCAGGAGCCUGGCUCGGUGGUUGGGAAUAUUGCAGAAGAUUUGGGGCUGGACAUCACCAAACUUUCCGCUCGCCGCUUCCAGACGGUGCCCAGCUCCCGGACCCCUUAUCUGGAGGUGAACUUAGAGAACGGUGCGCUCGUGGUGAAGGAGAAAAUCGACCGUGAAGAAAUCUGCAAGCAGACCAUCCCGUGCCUAUUGCACCUGGAGGUGUUCCUGGAGAACCCGCUGGAGCUGUUUCGCGUGGAGAUCGAUGUGAUGGACAUCAACGACAACCCGCCCAGCUUCCCGGAGACGGACAUCUCCGUGGAGAUAUCGGAGAGCGCCAUCCCCGGGACCCGCUUCCCGGUGGAGAACGCCUUCGACCCGGACGUGGGCACCAACGCGCUCAGCACAUAUGCCAUCACGAAUAAUAACUAUUUUUACCUGGACGUGCAGACUCAGAGCGACGGGAACAAGUUUGCGGAGCUGGUGCUGGAGAAGUCUCUGGACCGGGAGCAGCAGGCGGUGCACCGCUACGUGCUGACGGCCGUGGACGGCGGCAUCCCGCAGCGCACCGGCACGGCUCUCCUGGUCGUCAAAGUUCUGGACUCGAAUGACAACGCGCCCACGUUCGACCAGUCCGUGUUCACUGUGAACCUGCGGGAAAACUCUCCCGUGGGCACGCUCGUCAUUCAACUCAACGCCACAGAUGUGGACGAGGGACAAAACGGGGAAAUAGUUUAUUCUUUCAGCAGUCACAACGCGCCGCGGACAAAAGACUUGUUCAAUAUCGAUGCCAGGACAGGUAGGAUCGAGGUGGCCGGGGAGGUGGACUAUGAGGAGAGCAACACGCACCAGAUCUAUGUCCAGGCGAAGGACCUGGGCGCUAACGCGGUCCCGGCGCACUGCAAAGUGCUGGUGAAACUCAUGGACAUGAACGACAACACACCGGAGAUCGGGUUCAGCACCGUGACCGAGUCCGUGAGCGAGCAGGACGCGCCGGGCACCGUGAUCGCACUUUUCAGCGUGUCGGACCGAGACUCGGGUGAGAAUGGACAAAUGAGCUGCGAGAUCCUGGGAGAUGUUCCUUUCAAGCUGAAAUCGUCUUUUAAAAACUACUACACCAUCGUGACGGACGGACCCCUGGACCGGGAGAGCACGGACUCGUACACCAUCACCGUGGUGGCGAAAGACAAGGGCCAACCUUCACUCGCCACCAGCAAGUCCAUCAAAGUGCACGUCUCCGAUGAGAACGACAACGCGCCCCGUUUUACGCAGGCGGUUUAUGAUGUGUAUGUCACUGAGAAUAAUGUGCCCGGUGCUUUCAUUCACGCAGUGAGCGCUUUGGACCCAGAUAUAGGACAAAACGCUCUUAUUACCUACUCCAUAUUGGAGUGUGACAUACAGGGCAUGUCUGUGGACACGUAUGUGUCCAUAAACCAGGACACCGGCUACCUUUACGCGCUGCGCUCUUUUGAUUAUGAGCAGCUGAAGGAGUUUAGCUUCAUGGUGCAGGCUAAGGACUCAGGUCCCGCGGAGCUCUUCUCUAACACCACCGUUAAUGUGAUCAUAGUUGACCAAAAUGACAACGCUCCAACCGUGAUAGCCCCCAUCGGUAAAAACGGCACCGCCAAGGAGCACCUGCCGCGCUCUGCGGAGCCCGGCUACCUGGUGACGCGCAUCGUGGCCAUGGAUGCGGAUGACGGGGAGAACGCACGGCUGUCCUACAGCAUCCUGCGGGGCAACGAGAUGGAAAUGUUCCGCAUGGACUGGAGGACAGGGGAGCUGAGGACAGCCCGCAGGAUCUCACCCAAGCGGGACCCACUGGGCUACUACGACCUCCUGAUCGAGGUGAGGGACCACGGGCAGCCCCCCCUCUCCUCCUCCGCCAGUGUGAGUGUGAUAUUAGUGGACAGUGUGGUCGAAGGCCGCAGCGGGGACCGCGGCUCGGCCUCCAAGGCAAAGGAGACCUCCCUUGACCUCACCCUCAUCCUCAUCAUCGCCCUGGGCUCUGUUUCCUUCGUCUUCCUCCUGGCCAUGAUCGUGCUGGCCGUGCGCUGUCAAAAGGACAAGACGCUCAACCUGUACACGUGCCUGAUGGCCGGAGAAUGCUGCCUGUGCUGCAGCUCCUGCUGCAGCAGGUCUGCCCGGGGCCGGAAGCAGAAGAAGCUGAGUAAGUCCGACAUCAUGCUAGUUCAGAGCACCAACGUGACAUCAGGGGUCGGGCCCGUGGGCCAGGUGCCCGUGGAGGAGUCUGGUGUGGGCGGCGUGGGAGGGGGCUUCGGCUCCCACCACCACCAGAACCAGAACUCCUACUGUUACCAGGUGUGUCUGACACCGGAGUCCGCCAAAACGGAUCUGAUGUUCCUCAAACCGUGCAGCCCCUCCCGCAGCACCGACACGGACCACACCAACCCCUGUGGUGCCAUAGUCACCGGGUACAGUGACCAGCAGCCGGACAUCAUAUCCAACGGCAGCAUCCUGUCUAACGAGACAAAACACCAACGAGCGGAACUCGGCUAUCUGGUGGACAGACCCAGACGUGUCAACAGCUCGGCAUUCCAAGAAGCAGACAUAGUCAGCUCCAAAGACAGCGGCCACGGGGACAGCGAACAGGGUGACAGCGACCACGACGCCACCAACCGGGGUCAUUCAGCCGGCACCGACCUGUUCUCCAACUGCACGGAGGAGUGCAAGGCCCUGGGCCACUCCGACCGCUGCUGGAUGCCGUCGUUCAUGCCGUCAGACGGGCGCCAGGGGCCGGACUACCGCAGCAACCUGCACGUGCCCGGCAUGGACGCCACCCUGCCCGACACUGAGGUACCCUCCUCCGUCAACCUCGCCGACCAGCUCACCAUGGCCUCGCCUACCGCCUCGUCCAACGAUAGGUCAUUCUCCACCUUUGGCAAGGACGGUCAAAGAUCACAGUCACACCACAGCCUUCACCAUCACCUCCAUCAGCAACAGCAGCAGUACAGCUCCAGCACGCUAGAGAGGAAAGAGUAUGAUAGGGGGACCCUACCGUACAAACCCACCUUUCUCUGUGAGUAUCAGUAUGAAAGCUCCCUGGGACCCUAUGACUUUGGUCUGGUCCAGUACAAAUACUGA